Molecule: messenger RNA, 1803 nt
Organism: Eimeria tenella
Lineage: Eukaryota; Apicomplexa; Conoidasida; Eucoccidiorida; Eimeriidae
Exons: 3
Coding region: 1-1803 (600 amino acids)
Source: RefSeq, a predicted model, not a curated record
AUGGUAAACUGGGGCAGCAGCCCCGGCUGGGGGCCCACCUGGCCUAGAAAGGCCCCAGCCAGCGCCCGCAACCAGCAGGAGGGUCCCUCGGGGCCCCCGGGGCCCCCGGCGGGGCCCUGCGGACCCCAGAGGGGACCCGCCAGGGGCGCCGCCAGGGGGCCCCCCUGCCCCCCUCAGGAGAGCCCUAGGGCUCUGUGGGGACCUAUCAAGGGUAGGGGCCCCCUGGGCUGUUUGGGCUCUUCACCUGUUGAGGGUUUGGAUCAGCCACGGGGAGUGGGGGCCUCGGAAAGAGGGCCCCCGGGGGCCCCUCCGGUGAGUGGCGCUAUCCUGGGGGGGCCCCUGAGGUCUACAGGGGCCCCCAUGGGAGGCCCUCGGGGCCCCUCACGAGGGCCUGCGGGCCUGGGGGCCCCUUCGGGGCUGGCUGUCUCAGGGGCCCCCAGGGGGCCCCUGGGCGCUAAGGCCGCAGGGAGGCCCUCUGGAGAAGCUGCGGGAGGCCUCAAAAUGCCUUUAAUAGAAAAAGCCUUGGGGGCCCCCAAGGGUACCUCUAUUGGGGCCCCAAGGAGCCCCCUGAAGGGGGCUCUGGGCGCUUCUUUGCAGUGCUUCGGGGCCCCCCUGAAGCCGCUUCAGCAGCGCGUGGGGGCCCCCUUAGGGGCUUCAGUAAGGCCUGGAGCAAGCAGCAGCACCACGCAGCGGGAAAGGGUACCUGGGGGGCCCCCCUUGGCCCGCAGCUGCCCCUCGCAGCAGCUGCAGCGGGCAGCAGCGCUGCGAGGGGGCCCCACCUCGAGGGCCUCUUUGCUUCCCUGGGGCCCCUACCACCACUGCACUGAACCCCCACUAGAGAGGGGUCCCUCUGCUGCGGGGAAGUCUCAGGGGGCCCCCAGUCUGCAAAGGCCCGCAGAAAAGCCACAGAAGCUUUCUGGCUGCGGGCAGCAGCAAACCCCUCCCCACAGGGGCCCCCAAGAAGAGGCCCCCAUGCCCCUUUGCUCUUACGUGGAGCCGCUGCCCCGCAGCUUUCUUGAGGGUUUGAGGCUGCAGGGCAUUUCUCUGGGGCCCGAAGAGGCAGCAGCAUAUGAUGCUGCAGUGCGCAGCAACUGCCUGCUGUGGCUGCCGCUGAAUAGGCGCGAGUUGCUGCUGCUGCCGGCCCUGGUGGUCUACACUUUUCUGCAGAACUUCUCCGUGGCUUCGCAGACCAUUUGCUGCCUCGCAGCAACUCCGCGGGGGGCCCUCCAGCUGCAGGGGGCCCUGCAGCGGGCCUUUGCAUUGCUGCUGCAGCAGCCGCAGGGCGACUGCAGCGCCCCGGGGGGCCCCUCUGGGGGCUCUGGCGUGGGGCCCCACCCCCUGAUUGUGCGGCUGUGCUCUCCCCGCAGCACAGCAGCAACAGCAGCAGCAGACUAUAGAGAGAAGCUCUGGCAAAAAGCGCAGCUGCAGGUCAAGUGGGGGGACCCCGCUACCUGGGAAGCCUACCGGGGGGCCCUUAAAGAAUUCACCGAGGCCCUCAGGGACCAAAAGGGGGUACGGGGGCCCCACAGCUUUGCUGCAGCUAAGCAGCCAGCAGCAGCACAAGAGCGGAUAACUGAAGAAUCUAAAGAGACUAAAGAAACUAAAGAAACUAAAAUGACUAAGAAGACAGAGCCAGAGGCUGAGAAAAAGAGGAAUUUGCCUCUCCAGCUAUGGGCCUGCUGCUGCUGCGCUGCAGCUGCCGUGGCCCCCAAGGACCCCACAAGAAAGGCAGCAGCUAAAUCUCCUCCAGCCCCUAGCUCCCUUUCGGUACGCCAGGUCUCAGCGCGAGGCGCUGCAGUCUAG